UGGAGGCUACAUGUAACACACGUCCUUUGUAUUUCAGGUACUCAGAGCCAUAAUCCAUAACUCCUAGCAGCCUUGAGAUCAAAAUAAAAGCAGAGUCAACGUUGGAGCUUGGGGAAAAUCAUUCCACACCAGAUUCUGUGGCCUGUCUUGGCAUGUUGUCUAAGAGGAGCAGGCGUCUGUGACAAUCAUCCUAACACCUGAUGCCAUGGUAAAUAGCAAAGAUGAACCAAGGAACUGUGUGGUGUGUGGGGACCGAGCCACCGGAUAUCAUUUCCAUGCUUUGACUUGUGAAGGCUGCAAGGGUUUUUUCAGACGAACAGUCAGCAAAAGCACUGGUCCCACCUGCCCCUUUGCUGGAAACUGUGAGGUUAACAAGGCCCAGAGGCGCCACUGCCCAGCCUGCAGGUUGCAGAAGUGUCUAAAUGCUGGGAUGAGGAAAGACAUGAUACUGUCAGCAGAAGCCCUGGCAUUGCGUCGAGCAAGGCAGGCGCAGCGGCGGGCACAGCAAACACCUAUACAACUGAGUACACCUAUACAGCUGAGUAAGGAACAGAAAGAGCUAGUCCAGAUCCUCCUGGGAGCCCACACUCGCCACAUGAGCACCAUGUUUGACCAGUUUGUGCGGUUCAGGCCUCCAGCUUACCUGUUCAUCGAUCACCGCCAGACCCUGACCUCCUUGGCCCCUGUGCUCCCUCUGCUUGCACACUUUGCAGAUAUCAACACUUUCAUGGUGCAGCAAAUCAUCAAGUUUACCAAGGAUCUACCUCUUUUCCGAUCCCUGCCCAUGGAAGACCAAAUCUCCCUUCUCAAGGGAGCCGCUUUAGAAAUAUGUCAAAUCUCACUCAAUACUACUUUCUGUCUCCAAACACAAAACUUCCUCUGUGGGCCUCUUCGCUACAGAAUGGAAGAUGGAGUCCAUGUGGGAUUCCAGGAAGAAUAUUUGGAGUUACUCUUUCAUUUCCAUGGGACACUGAAACGACUGCAACUCCAGGAGCCAGAGUAUGUACUCAUGGCUGCCAUGGCCCUCUUCUCUCCUGAUCGGCCUGGAGUUACUAAAAGAGAAGAGAUCGAUCAGCUGCAAGAGGAGAUGGCACUGACUCUGGAGAGCUACAUCAAGAAACAACAGCUAAGGCCUGGAAAUAGGUUUCUGUAUGCAAAGCUGAUGGGCCUGUUAGCAGAGCUACGGAGCCUUAACAAUGCUUACUGGUACCAAAUCCAGCGCAUCCAGGGACUGUCUGCUAUGAUGCCACUUCUCCAGGAGAUCUGUAGCUGACACCCAUGCUUGCUUCCUUCCCCAACCCACCUGGGACACACUGGACUGGAAAGCUGAAACGGAUGGGACCAUAUAUUGGAACCAGUACAAAAAGAGCUCAGUGCUUGCAAUGCAAAGACUACAGUAAUAACUGCCUCUUCAUGCAGUCAUGGGGAGAAAUUGAGGGGAGGCAAGAGGGAGGAGGAUCAUAGGAACAAAAAUGAGGAAGCACAGAAGACAGUGAAGAAGGAAGCCUCAGGGUUUAAGAGGUAAAACUUCUUCUGGGAACGGGUGGGCCCCGUUUGAUAGUGCCAAAUAUUUAGCCCUUCA
Dipodomys spectabilis (banner-tailed kangaroo rat) is the source of this 1582-nucleotide messenger RNA. It is a transcript of the gene Nr1i3, whose product is annotated as nuclear receptor subfamily 1 group I member 3. The coding region runs from base 206 to 1273 and encodes 355 amino acids. The transcript has 9 exons. Lineage: Eukaryota; Metazoa; Chordata; Mammalia; Rodentia; Heteromyidae. Gene Ontology annotation, biological process: negative regulation of transcription by RNA polymerase II; cell differentiation; positive regulation of transcription by RNA polymerase II. Gene Ontology annotation, molecular function: nuclear receptor activity; RNA polymerase II cis-regulatory region sequence-specific DNA binding; zinc ion binding. The record is from RefSeq and is a predicted model, not a curated record.